Rhopalosiphum maidis (corn leaf aphid) is the source of this 2741-nucleotide messenger RNA. RefSeq names its product exocyst complex component 6 (gene Sec15). The coding region runs from base 326 to 2617 and encodes 763 amino acids. Gene Ontology annotation, biological process: intracellular protein transport; exocytosis; Golgi to plasma membrane transport. The transcript is spliced from 2 exons. NCBI's taxonomy places the organism in Eukaryota, Metazoa, Arthropoda, Insecta, Hemiptera, Aphididae. The record is from RefSeq and is a predicted model, not a curated record. Gene Ontology annotation, cellular component: membrane; exocyst.
GCAGCAGCGCCAGCCAGCAUAUCUGCAUAUCGCGAAACGCUACCCUAGGCUCUCCUUCGUUAUAGAUAUUAAUAUUGAAUUCCGGUCGUCGACUCGUAGGCUCGUAGUGGAGACGUAGACCGUAGUCUGUUGCCGAACGACAGAACUGUGUCAUAUCUGAAUUCAUAGCGAUUAAUGAGUACAAUUUUCCAAUUUCUGUGUCAUCAAGCACUUCCUUACCGGAAAUAAAAGUCGUAAAGUUUACUCGCUGAAUAAGUUCACCAGCCAUUGAGAUUGAUGUCUCGUUCGUAUCACGUAUCUUUAUAAAUCUUGUUGUGUAGAAAACAUGCAGAACCAAGAGCAUUUGCUACAAGAGAUUGAGGGCAUUGAUGAUUACUGGGGCCCAACAUUCCGAGCCAUAUACGACCAAGAUGACGACAGUCGCAAAUUCAUUGACACUUUGGACAACCGCAUUAAGCAGUACGACAAAGAAAUUGAACGUAUGUGCAAUUUCUAUUACCAAGGAUUUAUAGAUUCUAUUAGAGAAUUGCAGCAAGUAGAAAAUCAAGCAUCUAAAUUGAAAAAACAAGUUGUUCAACUAAAUUCAAAUGUACAAACCAUUGUUGCUGAAGUCACAAGUGCUGGUGAAGAGUUGGUUAAAGCUAGACAAGUGGAAAAUAAUAUUCAAAUGGCUAUCAAUAGCUUAUCUUUAUGUUUGCCUGCACUUUCUUCUUACAGUAAAUUACAAAAACAAAUGGCUGACAAACGCUAUUAUCCUGCCUUAAAAACCUUAGAACAACUUGAACAAUUAUAUUUGCCACAAGUAUCUCAUUAUAAAUUUUUUAGACAAAUGAUAGAGAAAAUUCCUAAGCUCAGAGAAAAUAUCAAAGAGUCAUCCAUGUCAGAUUUAAAUUGUUUUUUAGAAACCAUACGAAAAUUUUCUUCCAAAGUUGGUGAAGCUGCUAUGAAACAUAGUGUUGAACAACAAAACUUUGAUUUUGGUUUAACUAAAUUGAAGAAGAAAAAAGAUUCACCAGAAGAUAACUCUGACGAUGAAGAUUCAUUGAGUGCACAAGACCUUAUUGAUUUUUCACCUGUUUAUCGCUGUCUUCAUAUUUGUACUGUAUUGUCUUCAAGAGACACCUUUGAUGCUUAUUACAGGCAACAAAGAAGAGAACAAGCACUUUUAACUCUACAUCCUCCUAACAACAUGCACGAAUCUAUUGCAAGCUAUUGUUAUUAUUUACAAUGCAUUGUCGGAUUUUUUGUUGUAGAAGAUCAUGUAUUAAACACUGGUAAUGGAUUGUUGACAAGACCUUAUUUAGAAGAUUUGUGGAAAAUGGCUUCUGAUAAGGUAGUAAGCAUAAUGAGAACAAAUACCGCGUACUGUACUGAUGCAAAUUUACUCUUAAGAAUUAAAGAUUUAAUUAUGGUUUUUUGCAUAACUCUUAGAAGUUAUGGAUAUCCUGUUAAGAACUAUAUGGAAUUGUUACACGAAAUACAAGAACAUUACAAUGAAAUACUUAUGCAAAAAUGGGUUCAAGUGUUUCGGGAUAUUUUAUAUAGAGAAACUUUUUGUCAUCUUGAGGUUGACAAUCAAGAUCAAUACGAUAAUGUUGUUCGGACUUUUCCAUAUCAAGAUGAUCAAUUAGAAUCUUCUACAUUUCCUAGAAAAUUUCCAUUUUCUUCAAUGGUGCCUAGUGUUUAUGACCAAGUAAAACAGUUUAUAUUUGCUUGUCUAAAGUUUUCAAAUGACCUAAAUUUUAGUGAAGGUGAAGUAGAUGAAAUGGUUCAAAAAUCUACCAAAUUACUAUUAUCUCGAACUUUUAGUGGAUGUUUGUCUUCUGCAUUUCACCAACCACGACUUGGGCUUUUACAAGUAAUACAGAUUAUUGUUGACACUGGAUAUUUAGAAAAAUCAUCAAAAUCAAUUCAACAGUUUGUAUCUGAAGCAACUGGGUCUACUGGUGGCACUGUUGGUGAUGAUGCAGGCAUAACAUUGGGUGUGGCUAGAAAUGAUGCUGAACAUCACAUGUAUGAUAAAAUGAAAUUAAAAUUGAAUGAAUUUUUGGAUUUAGAAGACUACGAUUGGAUGUUAGUCGAACCAACUGGUCAAGCUUCUUCGUUCGUUACUGAUUUAAUAAAUUUCCUAAGAGUUGUUUUUAAUGCGUUAAGAAAUCUUACUGAAGAAGUAUCUGUUCAUGUAUGUCAAGUAGCAUUUGAACACAUAUCUAAAUCUAUAUUAAAUUUAUUACUCAGUGAUGAUAUUAAACAAUUAUCUAUGGGUGCCUUAAAUCAAUUGAAUUUAGAUGUUAUACAAUGUGAACUGUUUGCUGCAUCAGAACCUGUAGGAAAGACUGAUGAACCAGAUUUUUCUCAACAUUUUGCACCGUUGAGACAACUUUUGGACUUACUCCUAAGCUGGGACUGGUCAACAUAUUUUCAUGAUUAUGGUCAAGAAACAUCAAAAUAUUCUCAUGUUAAACCAACUACAGCCAUUAUUGUAUUAGAAAAAUUAAAAGAAGCUGAUAAAAAAAGUGUAUUUUCAGUAUUAAAGAAAAGUGAAAGGGAUAAAAAGAAAUUAUUAGAAACUGUUUUAAAACAGUUAAAGCAAUUAGCAAUAACUGUUCAACAAUAGUGAUUUACAUUAUAUUUAUGUAUUUUAAUACAUUGUUUAUAAACUAUAGCUAUUUAACCAAAUACUUAUUAAAUUAAAUCCACCGCCUAACAUAAAGGUUUAUAGCAUAUUUUAAUUCUACUAA